AUGGAUACAAGCAAAUCUAUCCUUUCAGAUUUCGACGUGAAUGCGGUUCUUAGGGAGGCAACGGUUGCCGAGAAAGUGGGUCUCAUUUCAGGGAAGGACGCAUGGCACACCUAUGAUAUUCCCCGAUUGGGCGUGCCAUCGAUUCGCUUCACUGAUGGUCCAAAUGGAGCGCGAGGCACAAGAUUCACCGCAGGUGUCCGUGCAGCUUGUUUGCCCUGUGGUACCGCUCUUGCGGCGACAUGGAAUCAGACGCUUAUUCAGGAAGGCGGAAUACUCAUUGGAAUGGAAGUCAAAGCUAAAGGUGCACGAGUCUGGUUGGGCCCUACCGUCAACAUCCAGCGCUCGCCUCUUGGGGGUCGAAACUUUGAGUCGUUCGCCGAGGACCCAUUCUUAUCGGGCAAGAUAGCUGGUAGCUACAUCUCUGGCGCUCAAUCAACCGGUAUCUUGUCAACCCUGAAGCAUUUUGUCGCGAAUGACCAGGAACACGAGAGAAUGGCGGUUGACAUCGCCCUGAAAGAGGGCCAGCCGGGAGGCAUCAUGGCUUCUUAUAACAAAGUGAAUGGGCUACAUGUAUCCGAGAGCCCUGCGCUGCUAGAAGACCUGCUGCGGCGAGAAUGGGGGUUUGAGGGAAUGAUCAUGAGUGACUGGUACGGCACGUAUUCGACAGUCGAGGCUAUGAAUGCGGGUCUGGACCUGGAGAUGCCGGGGCCCCCAAGGCUGCGAGGCAUUCUAGCUGAUCUAGCUGUCUCAUCUCGCAAAGUCUCACACGCGACACUGAAUGCUCGAGCGCGCAAUGUACUGAAUCUUGUCAAGAGGUGUGCCAAGAUCGAUGGUGUUUCAUCCAUCGAAUGUACACGAGACACUGCUGAGGACCGAGCUACCAACCGUCGGCUCGCCGGCGAAAGCAUCGUGCUUUUGAAGAAUGAGUGCGGAAUUCUGCCGAUUCCGUCUGACGAGGUUGAAGAAAUAGCCCUCAUUGGACCCAAUUUAAAGAAUGGAGCAUACUGCGGUGGAGGCAGUGCUCAGCUUGACUCCUAUUAUGUCGUUACAAACUACCAAGGCAUCGUUGACCGACUCACGAAUAAUGGAGAGCGCAAGGAUGUCAAAAUAAAUUACGAGAUUGGCGUUCAUUCCUGGGGCUUCCUCCCGUUACUCGGCUCACAAAUCACAUCGCCUGACGGUCGAGUGGGAAUGCUUCGUAUUCGUUUCUAUUCCGAGCCGCCGUCAAACCAGAACCGCGAGGUUGUCGAUAUCAUGGAUAUCACAGACUCGACCUGGCAACUUAUGGGAUAUUCUCAUCCAAAGUUAGGACCGCAAUUUUGGGCUGACGUCGAAGGUACAUUCUCUGCUACCGAAACUGGCGAAUAUGAAUGGGGCAUUGCUUGCUGCGGCACAGCCAGUCUUUUCAUUGACGAAAAAUUGAUCAUUGAUAACACCACCAUUCAGAAGCCGGGUAAUUCCUUCUUUGGAAGGGGGACAACGGAGAAGAAGGCUGUGAUGCACAUUGAAGGAGGUCAAAGUUACCAAAUAAAGCUUCAAUUUGGCAGCCUUCCAACCUCCAAGAUUUACAAGGAAGGGGUGGUAGCCUACGGUGCCGGAGCUGGUCGCAUUGGCGUUUGGCCAGUCUCAGAUCCAGACAAAGCUAUCGCUCGUGCAGCUUCACUUGCUAGAAAGUGCAAAUACACCAUAGUGUGUGUUGGACUUGAUAAAGAGUUAGAGAGCGAAGGCUAUGACAGACCGACUAUGGAUUUGCCUGAGCCGACCGGUCGCUUGAUUGCCGCGGUGCUGGAUGCUAACCCCGAUGCAAUCAUUGUCACGCAGUCUGGUGCGCCGAUUAACAUGCAGCCUUGGGUCUCGCGGACAACGACUCAGGCUCACAUGUGGUACGGUGGCAAUGAAAUGGGCAAUGGUUUGGCAGAUGUUCUAUUUGGAGAUAUCAAUCCCAGUGGCAGGCUUCCUCUUACUUUCCCCAAUGCUAUCGAAGACACUCCAGCUUUUCUAAACUUUGAAAGCGAGCGCGGACGCACUGUCUACGGCGAGGGAGUAUACGUUGGCUAUCGCUAUUAUGAAAAGUUAAAGAAGAGUGUUACAUUCCCAUUUGGGCAUGGGUUAUCCUAUACAGAAUUUGCAUUUUCGGAUCUCUCUGUAUCACAAAAGUCAGUGAGUCUCCGUGUACAAAAUUUUGGGUCUAUUGCAGGAGCCACAGUGGCACAAGUUUAUAUAUCUCCUUCCCCAACAAAUACCAUUUCACGGCCAGUGAAGGAGCUCAAGGGCUUUUCCAAGGUCUUUCUUCAACCGGGCGAGUCCCAGAAGGUUGUCAUUCCGCUUGAUAAUCUGUCAACUUCAUUCUGGGAUGAGACUUUGGGCUCAUGGCUGAGUGAGAAGGGCACUUAUGGGGUUCAUGUGGGCCAAAGUAGUGCGGAUAUUGUCUUGUCUGGAUCCUUCGAGGUCAAGGAAACAACUACUUGGACCGGUCUUGAUAUCUAG
Messenger RNA from Penicillium expansum, 2487 nucleotides. RefSeq names its product beta-glucosidase. The record is from RefSeq and is a predicted model, not a curated record. Gene Ontology annotation, molecular function: beta-glucosidase activity. NCBI's taxonomy places the organism in Eukaryota, Fungi, Ascomycota, Eurotiomycetes, Eurotiales, Aspergillaceae. The transcript has 7 exons. Gene Ontology annotation, biological process: glucan catabolic process. The coding region runs from base 1 to 2487 and encodes 828 amino acids.